Ixodes scapularis (black-legged tick) is the source of this 1158-nucleotide messenger RNA. RefSeq names its product cytochrome P450 2J2-like. The transcript is spliced from 6 exons. The record is from RefSeq and is a predicted model, not a curated record. NCBI's taxonomy places the organism in Eukaryota, Metazoa, Arthropoda, Arachnida, Ixodida, Ixodidae. Gene Ontology annotation, molecular function: monooxygenase activity; iron ion binding; heme binding. Bases 1 to 1158 code for a protein of 385 amino acids.
AUGGCGAAUCUCAACGGCGAAGCGUGGACAAUGAAUAGAAAUUUCAGUCUUCGAAUGCUUCGAGAUCUGGGUUUCGGAAGGGCACCGAUGGAGGAGCACAUUAGGGAGGAAUUGUUCAACCUUGUCCACCAGAUAGAAGCGGCCAAAGGACGUGCUAUUCCUGUUCUGGAUUUCAUUUUCCCAAGCAUUCUCAACAUCUCCAGCGCCCUUUUGUUUGGAACCAGAUACGCAUUGGGCGACCCGAAGCGGGAACACCUAACAAAACACGUCGCGGCUUACGUGGAGCUAUUUCACAGCGGCACGCUUAUCGAGUCAAAGCCGCGCUGGUUGAGUAAAUUGGAAGCCAGCCUUCCUUUUACGAGGACAGGGGCCAUGCGGAGAUUACGCAACGUUCUGCUCGACUUCAUCAGGGAUCGGAUCAAGGAACAUGAAGACACAAUAGAGGCGGAUUUCAACCGAGACUAUAUUGAUGGCUACUCCAAGGAGGUUGCAAAACGUCAACAUGACUCCAAUUCUGCGUUUCGGGAGCAGUAUCUCUUGGGCAACAUAGCUGAGCUCCUCUUGGGCUCCGCGAGCAACAGCCCAAGUCUGAUCCACUGGCUGCUGCUGGUGUGCGCGCAGAAUCCCGAUAAGAUCCAGGCCAAGAUUCAGAAAGAGGUCGACGAUGUCGUCGGUCGUCAAAGGCAGCCCACGUGGGAGGACCGCAAAGCCAUGCCCUUCACCAUGGCCAGCGUGAUCGAGAUAACCCGAUGGAAAGUCAUCUUAGCCAUCGGGUUGCCUAGGGGAGUACAAAAGGACACAUCCAUCGGCGGGCACCACAUUCCUAAAGGAACUAUGGUCCUGGUGAAUGUCAUGGGAGUUCACAGAAAUCCGGAACUUUGGGAAAAUCCCAACGAGUUUGAUCCAACGAGGUUCUUGGUGGCCGAGGGUACUGAGCUGUCAAAAAAGCCGGAACAUCACAUCGCAUUCUCGCUUGGAAGAAGAAAGUGUCCUGGAGAAAUGCUAGGGAAUGUCGAGUUGUUCCUGUACCUUGCGACGCUCCUGCAAAAUUUCAGCGUGUUUCCCGAAGAAGGAACGCAGCUACCAGAUCUCGGUUCUCUCGCCACGACAUGCUGUCAUCCUUCCGUCAAGAAGCUGCGCUUCGUGCCCCGCCGAUAG